Molecule: messenger RNA, 2131 nt
Organism: Salvia miltiorrhiza (redroot sage)
Lineage: Eukaryota; Viridiplantae; Streptophyta; Magnoliopsida; Lamiales; Lamiaceae
Exons: 5
Coding region: 263-1669 (468 amino acids)
Source: RefSeq, a predicted model, not a curated record
GCAAAGAUUCGCCAAUGGCAUAGCUCAACUGUUUGCUCCAUUUUGCUUUAGUAGCCAAAUAAUGCCAGUGCUUCUCUCUCACUCAUCUAUCCACUCCUCUCUUCACUUUUAGCCGCUCAAAACCACCGUCGCAGCCACCCUUCCUCCGCCGCGAGCUCAGCCACCCUCAUCCAACAACAUAUUUUCUUCUGGGUUGACUUGAAAAUCUGUCCUUUUCUCUGAAAAUCCCCAAUUAUAUAGAUUGGAAAUCAGGACCUCGAGAAUGGAUGAUGCUAAAGAUGCAGAGUUCUCAUUGAAAGUGAUGAUAAAUAAAAAGAAAACUAAGGUACUCUUUGUAGAAGCUGACAGCCAUUUCGCAGACAUUUUGUUAAGCUUCUUGACUUUGCCGUUGGGAAGAAUUAUCAAAGUCCUUGAGAAGCACUAUGGAGACGAGGCACCUAUCAUUGGUAGCUUAAGCAGUUUGUACCAUAGCUUAGUGGAUCUUGAUAUCACCUGUUUCUGGACAGAGGGUGCCAAGCAGACUCUGCUCAAUCCAGCAAGUUCAUUCGAAGAUGAAUACGCAAGGCUGAAACUCGAUUACAACGAUUAUCACCCCGCUAAAUAUUUCACGUGUAGAUAUCUUUCUUCUCAUAGUAUCCGUAGUGUAAGCAUGUACCAUGAUAGUGCCCCUAUGUGCCUACGAUGCGAAUAUAUGCAUCAGAGGAUAAUAAAGCAAGAUGAAAAAGAGUGUCAAUUUGCUUCUGAAGAUGGAGUUUUCACCAUAAAUACAACACCUUUCAUAAUUUCUGAUGAUCUGCAGAUAUUUCCAAAUAAGAUAGGACUCUUAGGAAUCAUCAGCAUUCUUGGCCUUACAGAUGCGGAUAAGGCUCAGCCAAUCAACGUGACUUUUGGAUUCAGUGAGAUUAUGAGUUUGUUGAAGGCGUCAUUGAUCUCCCAAACUCCAUUCUCGGACCUCAUACUGAGUAAAGCAAGACAUGUGAACUCUGUAGCUGUGGGAUCUGAACCCGAGACCUCAGUAAAUCAGAUCAAGAAUGAGGACAAUACCGACUCCAAGAAGAUAGUUUUGAAAGUCAUGGUACAAAAGUCUUGUGGUAAGUUAUUGUAUGCUCAAGCUGAGGAAGAUUUUGUCGAGUUUCUGUUUAGUUUGUUCAAUAUCCCACUGGGAGGAGCUGAGCACCUUUUGGCCGGCAAGACUUGUAUUAAGGCUAUAGACAACUUGUACCGGAGCACAGCUGUGGUUAUCGAUGACAAGUAUUUCAAGGCACCAGAUACGAGAAAUAGGCUAACCAAACCCAAUGUGGUUCAUGGUUGUAUUUCCGAUGACAACAUUCUUCUCCUCACUGAAGAGUGCUUACCUGAUGACUAUAGUGAGAUGUUGUGGUCUUCUUCUGAUAAGUUUCCUAAUGGCAAGGGGAGUUAUCUUAAAACACCGCAAACUUAUCAUGUGACAGACGAUUUAACUGUGACACCUUUAUGUAUUGUCUCGAUCCUUUCUACCCUCAAUAAGCAGGAAAUCCCCAUAUCUGAUGUCAAAGAAGUGGAGCUGCAAAUCGGGCUGAAAGAGGGUUUGAACAUACUGAAAGCCUCUCUUACAUCCACUACUGCUCUCACUGAUGCUCUGCUCGAUCAAAUAUCGAUCAAACAACCGAAGCAAGAACUCUUAGUUUGAUCACAAGAUUUCAAUCAUCUUACCGCCUAUGAGCAGAACUCAUAGUCCUCGGCUCAUGAGAAUCAAGAACUACACUUGCUUUAUUUAGUAUGAGGUUUGACAAUGGAGUUGGGGAAGUGAAGGAAUCCUUCUGCAAACUCAACAUCUAAUCACAAUAUGUAAGUACAAUUUGUAAGCAAAAAAACAGAAAAAAAAAAGGAAUGAAACUGUAGAUAGAAUCACAUAGAAUCAAGAAUCACCUCAUUCAACCCAGUCGUCACUUUCAUCGCCUCAGCCUCAACCACAUCCGCAUCUGUAAUAUCUGCAGAUCAUCAGAGAUUUAUGAAAGAUGGUGCUCUGUAAAUGAUGAAAUCUCCAUCUUUCUAAGCAGCUUGAGACACUUUUUCAGCUACUUCUUUCUUCAUAAAAUGUCUUCUGCAUUUCUUGCAACGACCGGCAAGAUCAUAGUGCAUGCUUACAUUG